AUGAGCGAGGGGGAGAAAACCACCAUACCAGUAAAUUCUGAUAAUGGUAAUAAACCAGCAUCUGAGCCUGUGGCACAGGCAGCAAAUGAAGAGAAAAAACUGUCCAAUAAAGAGCUAAAAGAACUCAAGAAGAAGGAAAAGGCAGCCAAGAGAGCAGCCAAGAAGGAAGCAAGUGGAAUUUCUAUCGAGAAACAACAGCAACAAGCACAACUGAAGAAAGAAAAAAAACAGCACCAGAGGGAGCAGCAACAAGCACAGGCCUCGAAGAAGAAUAAGGAUCAGAAGCCUGCACAUCUGACCAAAAAAUCCAAUCUAUUUGGCCAUUUAGAGACCACUGAUGAACGAAGAGCUUCUUUGCUUGCCGUAACGAGCGCCAUUAGUUCAUCAAGAGCGUCCAGGAUCACGGCUGCCGGGAUAACGCUACCUAUUAUCUCCAGCGCGCCAUUAGGACCACAUUCUUCAGUCAACGCUCCUCAGCCAUCUUCCUCUAGUAGUACCUCAUCAUCAUCUCAGUCUCAUACCACAACAACCACCUCAAAAGAAAAUUCGGUUGUUGAAUUAGCACAAUAUCUGGCUUCUAUGUCAAUUGACGAUGAGUCGUCCUUGGUGCCUGGAACUUCAUCUAUUAUCCCUCAGACUAUUUCAGAAAGCUUUAGUCAGCCACAACUUAGUUCCUCUGUUAAAGAACUUAUCGCUAACAGAGAUCUGCUGCACCCUGCUAUCACACAGUUGACCUCGGACAUUGCAAGCUACAAGAUUGUUGGCUCUAUUCCUCGUUGCUUGGCAAUGUUAGAGACUUUCAGGACGAUCAUAAACGAUUAUAAAACCCCGGCAGGUACGACCCUUAGUAGAAAUUUGACAAACUACUUAUCGCAUCAGAUUGAUUUUUUGAAAAAGGCAAGACCAUUGAGUGUCACAAUGGGUAAUGCUAUCAGAUGGUUGAAGCAAGAGAUUUCCCUCAUUGAUAUUAACACCCCCGAUGCCAAAGCGAAAGACGAUCUUUCUGAACUCAUUUCACAAUUUAUGCGUGAGAAGAUUGAGUUUGCCGAUAAGCUGAUCUUGGAGAACGCUUCACAUCACAUAGAUAAUGGUAGUACUAUCUUAACAUACGGAUGCUCUAAAGUCAUAUGCGAUUUAUUCAUCCACAAUGCUACCGUACUUAAGAAAGACUUCCAGAUCAUUAUUGUGGAUUCUCGACCAUUAUUUGAAGGGCGCAAGAUGACAGACUUAUUGAGAAGCCGCGGCCUUAAUGUCAUGUAUGUUUUGAUCACAAGUUUGGGAACUGUCUUCAACAUGGACAUCGACUACGUUUUCUUGGGUGCACAUUCCAUCUUAUCCAAUGGGUUCCUCUAUUCAAGAGUCGGUACUGCUCUGCUUGCAAUGAGUGCUAAAAGAAGAAAUAUCCCGGUGCUGGUCUGUUGCGAAAGUCUAAAGUUUUCCCAGAGAGUACAGUUGGAUUCUGUCACUUCUAAUGAACUUGCAGAUCCCAACGAUCUGGUUGUCAUCGAUUCUAACAACCCUGUGAAGAGACGCAGUAACAAGGGUUUCUUGUUACAGCAAUUCAUCAAAGAGCGCGAGCAGCAAAGUGCUCCGUCGUCCCAAGACCAGAAGCAAAAGAACAAGGCUGCAGCUUUGCCACGCGUUGAAUCGACGAAAGAAGAGGAAAAACCAAUUUUGGCGGAUUGGCAAAAGUCUCCAAAGUUGAAUAUCUUGAAUAUCAUGUACGACCUAACGCCGCCAGAAUACAUCAAGAAGGUCAUCACAGAGUUCGGAGCUCUGCCACCUUCCUCAGUUCCUGUAAUUCUCAGAGAAUACAAGGGAUCAGCAUAA
Molecule: messenger RNA, 1830 nt
Organism: Lachancea fermentati
Lineage: Eukaryota; Fungi; Ascomycota; Saccharomycetes; Saccharomycetales; Saccharomycetaceae
Source: the annotation of a GenBank genome assembly